Symbiodinium necroappetens is the source of this 7491-nucleotide messenger RNA. The record is from the annotation of a GenBank genome assembly. Lineage: Eukaryota; Dinophyceae; Suessiales; Symbiodiniaceae.
GUGUUCCAGCGCCAGUACACGAUUCUCAACUUGAAGAUGGCAGAACCUAUGGAUGUCAAUGCCCAGGCCAAGAAUGAGUCCCCUGCGCGAAAAAGGGGAAUUCAAGAAGAGCAACCCCUCAGCCUCGAUGCCAUUCGUGAUGUUGUACGAGGGGAAAUUCAGGGCGCAGUGGCAGGCAUGAGUGACAGAGUCGCGGCAUUGGAGAAGAAUCUUCAGCAGCAUAAUGAUCGUAGCUUUCAAGCGGUGGAAACUCUCUCCACCGGACAAGCUGACCAAGGACUUCGCAUUGCAGAAUUGGCAUCAGAUUCUAAGAUUCUGGCUGGAAGAAUCUCGCAGCUCGAGGGCACAGUCAAAACCAUCCAGUCCUCGGGGAGUACGCCCUCUACUACAGAGUCUGGACGUGUGCCGGCACUCGUCAUGGGGGGAUGGUCCCCCGACAGCCCCGCUAGUGACGUCCUGCAAAAGGCCAAUGAGAUGGCUCGGGACUUACAACUGCAAAUCAAUAUGUCGGAGGCUUUUGUACCAGGGGUCCGCAGGGGCUUCGUCCUGAUCCCCUUGACGCCUAAUGAAGGAGAAUCUGAUGAUGCCAUGCGCCAACGCGCCCAGGCUUGCAUUCGUCGGGUCAAUGCGUCCAACAUCCAUUUGGGACGUAAGCCUGACGGUAAUCCAGCAAAGUUAUGGCUUACGGUGAGCCAACCCCCUGAGCGCCGACGCCGUGCAGCUUUGGCAGGAAAGGUCAAGCGUCUCAUCAUCGAAGCAGGUGGUCCCUCCACCUUGCACAGUAUUGAACCGGAGUGGGCCACCGGGACAGUAUGGUUCCGCAACGUGAAGAUCAGCUCCGCAACAUCAGCAGGCCCGCCCGGGUCCACCGCGGCCGGAUGUGGCUGGAUAGACCUCCAGCAGAUUGCUGGCCUCCUCUCGGUCAACAAAGAACAGCUGGAGAAAGCGUGGGAGCCACUCCACGCAGCGCUGAGGUGCGGUCUCAAGACGAAGCCGCCCACCUGCACUUCGCUACCUGGAACCUUGGUGGUCAUAGCCCGGGGGCGCAUUGAUUACAUUGCCACCAGAGGGAUGCGAAUUCUGAAUGCGGAGGCGAUUCUCCCUGUUCCCCAAGGCCCGAAAAGAGAGGUGAUGUGGUGUGCCCGCCAGCUCAACCCAGGAGUUGAUGCCUUGCUCAACACGUUACCCCAAGGGCCGGGGGAUCCGCACUAUCUGAUCUCACAGACUGCUAAGGCGAUCACUCAGCCUGCCAACCGCUCAUCUAAGUUCAGGGAGAGCCCUGCCCUUAAGCAAUUGCGUCGAGAUGCCAAGCACAUACCAGCGGGCCCUGCAUCAAGGCAAGCAUGGAAAGCCAUUUCCAAGAGCCUCCAGCAGGAAAGACGCCAGUGGAAGCAGUCUUUGGCCAACCGUGCAGGCCAGCUUGAUUGGCACGCUCUCAGGUCGCUCAAGCAUAAAGAUGCGAACACCAACUGGGCAGCCCGCCUCCUAGAUGAUCCCUCGUGGUCCGAAAAGCUACAAAAACACAUGGAGUCCAUUUUCACCAAAGCGACACCCUCGCACACUAGGAGUGCUAUGGAACUCCUCGUGAAAGAGACAGAACUCCUAUGUAAGCAAUGCCCCUGGCGUCCGUUCACGGAAGCCGAGAUGCGUGUUACAAUGGCCAAAUGGAAGAACCAUAAAGCUACCGGUCCCGAUGGGAUAGCUUUGGAAGCGUUGCGGGUCAUGUUUGACCACCCACGAUGGCAGCCGAAAUUGAGCGAGCUGCUCAAUGACAGUUUUUAUAGGGGUGCACUGCCCCCUGAAGCCGCGAAAGGUGCCUCCGUGCUUUUACCCAAAUGUGUGCUGCCAGCGAACUGGUCAGAGACCCGGCCAAUCACACUGUCCAGUGCUAUCCUGAAGUGGAUCUCCCAGCUUUUGCUCCAUAGGGGGGUUCCCCUUCUACAAGACACGUGUCAGCGCCAAUGGGCAAGCAAAGGCAAGCAAGGCGUCGAGCUGAUCUUGGCAUUACGUAAACUUGUGCGUGUCGCGCAUGAGUGGAAGACACCGUUCUACGUAGUGAAAAUAGAUAUAGCCAAAGCCUUCGACUCGGUGGCUCAAGAGAAAUUAGGUGAGCUCGUUGUUCGCAAGAUAGCCAGAAAGGGGGGCCUCCCCUGGGAAGCUCGCUUGUGGCUUAGCCUGCUUGAAGCACGAGAGCUUUGCUUCCACGUGCAAAAUAGCCACGUCAGCAUUGACCAAACAAACGGGGUACGGCAGGGAAGCCCCGAUAGCCCGGUUCUUUUUGCGGCCCAGAUAGGAGAGGCUUUGGAUGCAACCUUACAUGCUGUGAAUGGAGGGCACCCUCCGCAUGUAGGUCGUCACAAGGCCCUCGAGCCUCCUCCACAUUCAGGCGCAGCCUUCAUGGAUGACACGUACAUUUGGGGAGAGAGCCCAGAAUACGUCCAGAAGGUUUUAACUGAACUCGAGAAGCGGUUGAGGGUUCUAGGCUUGAGCAUCAACCCUAAAAAGACACAGGUCAUCUCCAACCGCGUUGAUGACCCCUUCCGCUUCCUUAUAGGGGGAGUCCCUGUUAUCCCGGAUGGUCCCAAAGCCCUCAUGACGAUCUUAGGUGCGCCUAUCUCCAUCUCUGGGGAUGUUGCUCCCAUUGUUGCCGAAAUGCAAGGCCGUGCCAGGCGAGCUUUCCAUGCCCAUAAGAAGAUUCUGUGCUCCAACGCACCCAUUAAAGAACGACUUCUCAUGCACCAAUGCCUCGUACGCAGUGCAGCUUUGUGGGGCUGUCCGGCAUGGCCUGUCAAUGCAGCGCUCCUGCAGGCAGCAAAUAGCACGCAACUCUUACAAGUCCGCACCAUGCUUACGGGGAAGCGAGCCCCGACAGAAAGCUGGCCAGAGUGGAACGUGGUCUUCGCAUGCCCUCCAGAUGCAGUGGAGCCUAUGGGGGCACAUAGGCCGUGGAGAGAUCUCACCUGGUGGCGCGACCAACAGAGCCUGCCCCCUGGACCAGCUCCAAAAGGGGUGCGACAUAUUGGCCAUCACGACCCUGACAGAGAUCCUGAGCGUCAAAUCGGAUCUGUUGCAGGGCUGCAGUGGUGGACACUCGCCUCGAACCGAAGCGCAUGGCAGCAGGCUGAGAAAGCCUUUCUUGAGAAGUACGACCCUCCAUGGGCAAGUGGCCGCCAGCUGGUCCUGCCUGGGGACCAGAUCAGUCACAAGCAGCUGUUCCUCCGUGAAUCUGCAAUCGAACCCUUCCUGCAGCAUUCCAUCCGCACCCUUUUUCAGCGAGGCAAUGCCGGCUCAAGAGUUUGGUCCUCUCAGCUAAUGGACCCCGCUAGUGACAUUCUGUGCCAUGGCCCCUCUAACACACUAGCAGCCUGUCAAUUACUGGCGCAGACUCUUGCUGAGGGUUUUGACAAGCGUUCGCUUAAGCUGGGUCUUUACGUUCGUGUCAGCUGUGGACUUCACGAACACACGCGCUUGUACGCCGACACUACCAAGCUUCUCGCCUCUUUGCUGAGGGAGCAGUUCCCAGGGAGUCCCUUCCUCGCGAUGGCAAUCCUCUGGGAUCCCGACUUUCCCUUACACCGUGAUCAACAGAAUGACUGGCUCCCGAAUCUGAUCUUUGAGUUGCAGUCUUGCCCGCAAGGGGGCACGUGGAUCGAAAACCCUGAAGGAACUGCUGCCCUGGAAAUGCCAACGGGCGACUUAGUCUGGGGAACCAUCCUCCGAGGGUGGAGAAGCACCCCGUCUGCUACCAUGGAAGUACUGAGAGCUUUGGGCUUCGUUCUGCCAACAGUGGAAGACAGCCGCAGAGCGCAGCUGAGCACGUGGAGAGGGUCUGCACUGAUCCAGUGCCAGGCUUUCACACCCAUGCCAUGCCCCACUCCGCUUCGUUGCAUGGCUCAGGUGAGGGCACUGCCCUUCAACUUAGGAAGGAUCCUCUUUCUUCUGAUCAUUUCGUUGCUGUACGGCCUGUUCUGGCAAGGGAGUGCUGGGCCCAAGCCUGCAUCUACAACAGAGGUCAUCUAUGUCGAGUCCAGUGAUGACAGUGCUACAGAUGAUGAUGUGCCGUUAGCCCCACCGGAAGAGGAAGACAUACACGGCGAGCACACGGAGAUGACCGCCGAGCAAGGGGGGGUACCCCUGCAGCCAGAGACCCUAACAAUGGCCGUCGAGGAGGUCGUGAACCUCCCUGUCACCCACCACGUGGAGCUCCACCCACUCUGUGAGCCACAGGCUAGUUGCGACCCCCCACCAAAGGCGAACUUGGGCAACACUCAGGACUUCCUCACGGGCAUGGUUAUCCUCAAGGUCAUCAACCUUACCUUCAACCACAUGAGCCGUGCCAAAGCACAGGAAACUCAGCAACACAUGUCAAUGGACACUUGGUCGGCCUGGGAUGAUGUUGCAGACGCGUCGCAGCCAGCACAGGGGAUGACCGCGCCUACUACCGGGUCGGCCUCUACCUUUAGACUGGGAUAUGCCACCACCUAUGACCCGGCAGCGGACCCCUGGCAUGAAGAAGGCCAACUCGGCACAGACGAAUUCCAGCACAACCCCAUGGCGCCAUAUCUACCACCGCCUCAUCGCCCGCACGAUCAACCUGUCCUACAACCAGGCAUGCUACAGCCACCCACCAUGGACCCAUGGCAAACUUUUGCCAGGGAACUGGCAAGCACCGAACCGUUGCUGCCGCCAGACCAAUGGGCGCACAACAACGCGCUUGGGCUACAACCACCUGCAACUGCCGUCCCACAGAUGCCCGCCGACCUCAUGGAGGAUGUCGAGCAAUUCCACCAGGGCCAGGCCGAAGAACCGGAGCCUGAACUCAGCCUAGCUUGUCAAGUUGACCAGCUGCAAGGGGAGGACCUUUCUCAGGGAGAACCGACGGUGCACGCCCCCCCCAAUGACGGUGGCAACACCCCACUAGGACUUCUACCACAACAAGCUCAUGCAGAGGGCGAGGAUGAAGGGCAGCAACCACGCAACUUGGAGCCACUGAUCGAAAAGCCAAUCGAACACAACGCCUCGAACGACUACCCAGAGGAACAGAUGGCGAAUGCAGACACUGAAGAACCAGAAGAACCAGCAGCGGAAGAAGAACUGCAAAGGGACUGGGGCGACAAGCCAGCUUGGUUGUCAUGGCGUGAAGCGCUAGGCUCGCCAAUCUUUUGUCGGCCCACCAAUACAUUCGGGAUGCUUCAGGAGCCAUUAUUCCCCUCGGACCUGGACAGGACCACUAUGACCGACAAGCUACAAAUCCUUAUCGACUACCACCUGAACGAAGAGCCCAAGGACAGGCGGUCUCCCGUGCCGUCGCGAUGGAUCAACCUGCUCAACAAAGCCAGUGGCAACAACAACCACGAGAAGCUGAGCAAGACAAAAGGGGACGCGCCCCCGACCCCGGCGUGCAGGAAGCUCACGGACAGCACCACCGUACAGCUCACAGGACAAGCACCUGGAUGGAACAUAGUGGGGCAUGAGUCGACCAUGCGCUCGUCCAUACGAGUGGGAGAGAUCAGCUUUGACAUUGCAUGGACACCGGGGGCGGGCCCCCCGACGAUUCCGCCAUCGAUCCCCCUGGCCCCGCACAAUGUCCUCACGCUCAAAGGCAGUGCCAUUGGAGCAUGGCGAGGGGCCAGCUCUGGCAUCCGGGGUGUGUAUUACCCUGAGACCCGUGGGGCCAUGGAUAUCCACAACGAGGUUCGAACUUACAUUCGCACGCACCCCGAGGUUUUGGUUAGUGCAGGUCGAAUCAUCGCCUACGGCUGGCCAAGGGGAAUUGCCCCUCUCCGCUGGACAGACAUUUUUUCUCGAGUGGAUGGGCUCGGAAAGAGAGUGGGUAAGACGACCAAGGUUCAGCGGGGAUAUCAAACAGCUCGGUGGGUACUCCACCGUUCGGAAUCAGAGACUAGCUGGCCCAGCGAGGACCCGCCUGCUCCAGAAGCCAUGGACGAUGGAACAGCGCUACUGCAAGUGCCUGGGGGAAUAGAAAAGCUGAGCGGCGUUGCUGACUAUGGCGACACAGAAGAGUACGUGGCCCUCGUGCAACGACCUCCCCUACCACCACCACUACGACCUGAACGACCUGAACGUCAUCCUGCACACGCCAGAGCCGAAGGUGACGAUCCCGCCGAAGCUCACCCAACAGACUGGAUGACGGUGACAUAUAAUUUCCCACAUGGGUUUACGAUGCAAGGCCUCAUGGAGAUCCUGGACAAAAUCCUGGGGGAAAUCCUAGAGCAUAGCUUCAACUUGCAGAGCCAAUACCUCACACACAUGGCAUACCAUGCUGCCUUCUACCUCGACAAACUCGCCGACCUACAUAAAGCUAACCUCGCCGCUGGGGAGAGACCACCAGAACCUUUGGGCCCCAGUGAUUCACAACAAUCGCUGCCUGAGCAUAUGACGGUCUCCUUCCACAUGGCGAACCCCCUCUCGGAGAUCGAAGCUACACUGAGCAAUCUAGCAAAGAACUACGAGGGACUGCCACAUCGGCAUGUGCGAAAGGAGCUUGCGAGGGUCCAAACUAUGCUGGAGGAAAGUCGAGCCAUGCUCAAAAAGUGGGCCAAGGAUCCAAAAGCACCGGGAGCCCUACCCGGUCUAGCGGCAUCUGGCAACGCCAUCGAUGCUGUUGUCUUCGCCAACCUCGCAACCGAAGAAGGUGGUCUUGCUACUAUGGGAGAAGCCAUCGAAGUUGCACACCAAGCCACCCUACGGUGUGCCAACUACAUGGAGGAGUUGGUGCAGUGGCUUCGUGGACGGUUUGCUGAAGAUCCGGGGAGCCCAUCCCCUGUCAACACCGGGGAGCGACCAAGUGGCAGCAACCAGCAACCGGACUUCGGAAGGAAUCCCCGCAAGCCCCUGGCUCGUAGUGGGGAACACAUGGAACAGCAAGGGGGUGAACAGCCCCAUCCCAAACAAGCGCGCAUCUCAUUGGAACCUCGCCGACCAUGUCACGAUGCUGGAGACACGAAUGGCAGCCGACCUCUACCUGCACUCCCUCGAGCUCAUGCAGGUUGCGACCCCGAACACCGAGGAGUACCACGCUGGAUCGGGGAGCUGCCCCCCGAAACGGAAGGAGCACAGCAGGCGGAAGCAACGCCUUACCAGAUCCUCAGAGCCCAACAAAUCAUCGAAAGGCUCAUGCCUUUCCUGGAGCAAGAAGCAGCAGCGAUGUUACAAGAUGCCCAUUCCAUGCUAUUCCAGUGGACUUCAGCACUCUGGGGGGAACCAGUUAUGCUCACAGUUGCGGGCAGAGAUGAAGGAGGUGGAGGCCUCCCCUCCGCAGAACAGCUUGAAGAAGGAAGGGACAGUGAUGGCGACUCAUGCGUGGCCACUGUUCCCUUCUCGCCGCCGCCGCUGGAUGCCCGUGACCCCAACGAUGAUGAUGAACAACGCGGCCCCGCGGGGGUUACCUCGCCUACUGAGUCAGAUGGACUGAGUGGGGAAUCCCACCGACGCCGCCGCAUGCAUGGCUCCUUUGCCGACGAAUACUGA